Messenger RNA from Bufo bufo (common toad), 1259 nucleotides. RefSeq lists its product as uncharacterized. Bases 42 to 1103 code for a protein of 353 amino acids. The record is from RefSeq and is a predicted model, not a curated record. Gene Ontology annotation, molecular function: transmembrane signaling receptor activity. Gene Ontology annotation, cellular component: plasma membrane. The transcript has 7 exons. Lineage: Eukaryota; Metazoa; Chordata; Amphibia; Anura; Bufonidae.
UACAGUUCUUUCUGGCCAGGCACAUAAUUGGCAUCACAGACAUGAUGUUAGUCAAGUCGUGGCUUUUUCAAGCAGUUCUGGUACCCAUGGCUUUUCAGCUUUUCUUCUAUACUUGGAUCCAAUGCUCUUCAGCUAUACAAGUACGUGAGGUCCAGGCUGCAGUUAUGGGCUCAGUGACCAUCACAUUUAAGUAUGACACUUUCCUGUACAGGAAUCUGAUAAGCAGCUGGUGCAGGCAAGUAACCAUUACAGAGUGUGAAAAUAUUAUGGACACGAAAGUUACCAGCAAUAACGGAUACAAAGGAAGACUGUUCCUUUCACAAAAUACUGAAAGAACUGGCAUAGUGAAUGUGACUAUGGUGAAUUUACAACAUUGGGACACUGGUCUGUAUAAAUGGCGAAUAUGGACUGGAAGAGAAUAUUCUGUCAUUGAGAAUGUCCUACUGCAGGUGGUUUUUGGGCUACCAUCCAGAUUACAUGUGGCUAUUUUUAAGGCUUAUGACAGUGUGGAAAUGAAUUGUGAAUAUAAUCAGAAACAGACAUGGUCAAAAGCCUGGUACAAGAUGAUGGGUCUUGAUAACCUUCAGUGGCUGGUUCAUUCUGACGGAAACAUCAAUAUGGACUACAGUUCAAGAUCUACAGUGUUUGUUAAUGCACAAAAGAGAGUUCUAGAAAUGAAGAUCACAAACCUGGAACUUUGGGACAGUGGUUUAUAUCAGUGUCGUGAAUCAGGAGGUGAAACCAUCUUAAAUGAAAUCUUGCUGCUUGUAACUUCAGAAGAGAUGUAUGAAGACAGUUCAGAGUAUUCUACAUUAGCGGUCUCAGAAGGUUCAAGUACCUCUCCUAACAUAGUUCAAAAUAAUAUAGAUAAAAAAUAUGUGAGUCCAGUUGAUGUCAAAUCUAAUGUCAGCAAUGGACAGAAUGGUAACUCUACAGGGGAAGGCAACCAUAAAAUUGAGCAUCACGGGGCAUGGGAUAUUCUACGCUGGAUACUUUUUUUAUUCAUGGGACUGUGUGUCCUCCUCUCUACCUAUUACGAAGAGAUUUCAGACAGCAUAUCUCACAUACAUCUGAUGUGUAAUCAACCAUUAAAUGAGACAUGACCUGACAGCUGGAUAUGACUGUUCGAGCACCGUAUAACUUAUUUUAAAUAUGACUUUAUUUUGGUGGAUUAAAAUGUGUUAUCUGUAAAAUUGUGCUGCCGCACUAUGGGAGUGAUUUAUCAUCUCCCUACACACGUUUUUUUGGCAGAAAAAAGU